This is a messenger RNA of Helicoverpa armigera (cotton bollworm), 4371 nucleotides long. RefSeq lists its product as uncharacterized. The record is from RefSeq and is a predicted model, not a curated record. The coding region runs from base 2423 to 4351 and encodes 642 amino acids. The transcript has 2 exons. Lineage: Eukaryota; Metazoa; Arthropoda; Insecta; Lepidoptera; Noctuidae.
AACUGCUAGCGACCGAACAGUUUACAAUAGUUUUUUUUUCUUUUAUACAUAUAAGUAAGCAUGAUUUGAUGUGGUACCUCGGUCUUACUUCUCUUUUGGGUAUUUUAACUAGUGCUGUUAAACUUGUCGCACUCACCGUAUCUUUAGUACACUAUUAGUCCCAACCAGCAAAAGUUAGUUGUAUAGAAGGCCAUAGAACGUUUUGUAAAAACUAAUCGAUGGUCAAAUAAAAGGCCAAAGAAGGUGCACCUACAAAGAAAGUGGCGCAAUUAUAUCUCCAUUCAGUCUUAAAGUACAACUAUAACGAUAUCAGGCAUGACAAUUUGGGCCCGUUGCAGUGAUGUAACAGUAACGCAAUCUCUAUAUUUGGUGACAUACAAGCCACAGCAACACUACUAAACACUUUUUAAGAACUGUAGAAGAGUUCAUGAAUCCAUUACAAUAUUCAUCAUUCAUUCAUUUUACAUUCGUUCACUCUGCUGCAGUGUUUUAUUUAGAAGAGAAAUAAAAGAUAAAUCAGAAGAGACGAGGAGACCGUGUGUAAUGUUCUGCAAAAUGGUAGUCAUUAUAGACAUCGAUAAGUUUUUGACUCGUGACGAUUUCAAGCUACUUGCAGAAGUGGAGUGGCCGUGGGAAAUUACACAUUUUGUGUUAAAUAAGAAUUGUAUUAACUGUGGUUUACAUACCAAUUCAUCUUUACCAAGGCACUUCAUCAUACGCAAAAAAUAUAUGAUAUCUUUACCAAGCUUAAUUUUUUUCUGGUGUCGGGGCUGCGGUAUUAUGUCUAUUUAUGACCACUACAUCCCUGAUGAAUGUUAUUAUUGUGAUUAAUUAUUCUACCUAUUGGCUAAAACUUUUCGUACUACAAAUCCAUUAGGUAUUUUACUAUUUAUUAAUUAUAGAAAAAAUAAAUAUCUCUUAUUAAUUACGUUGUUUUGAAGUUUACAUAGCAAGACAAGCAUUAAACCUACGUACCUACAUGUCUCCAUCCGAUUAAAUUUGUUUCCCACACUGCGCCUCGCGCCGCCUCCUGUCCCACUGCUGGGCACAGGCCUCCUCAUACACGGAGAAGGAUUGAGCAUUAAUCACCACGCUUGCUCAAUGCAGGUUGGUGAUUUCAGACUUUAUAGUCCAGGUUUCCUCAAGAUGUUUUCCUUCACCUUUUUUAUCAGCCAUUGGUGUCCAAGAUAUACUUAGAAAGUGCAUACAAACUUAGAAAAGUUGCAUUGGUACUUGCCUGACCUGAAAAACUGUCACAUCUAGAAUCAUUAUAACCAUUUGAAUAAUUCUCCAUUUCUUCAUUGACGUGAACUAUAUUUUGUACGGAACCAUUUUCUAUAAUUGGGUCUUCAAAAAAUAUUGGUUGUCGCAUUAAUUACGCUGAAUCAAAACGUCAAUAUUGUUGUAGAAGAGCGAUAGAAGUGCCUUUACGAAACUGAAUUAGCAUUUAAAAGCAUUGCUAGCCUGCUUUUAUACACGGUAAUAAUGUUUUAAAAGAGAUAAGAGCUCCGUUAUACUACUAUUGUGUAAUAGAGGGACUAUAAUAGUUAUAAAAAAACAAUACUCUUCUAAAAAAGUGUCUUUGUGAUAAGUUUAUCACUACAACUAUAACGAGCGUUAACAACCUUAUAUAUGGCAAUUAAGCUACAUAAAUAUAAUUUGAAACUCAGCUAUAUCACCAAAUCACUCUGUUGUAGACUUUUUGUGCCCACUAUAGUACUAUGUACUGUAACGACGAUCUAAAAUGUCUCAAUAUCACAAUAUCGUCCUAUUUUUGAGUUGUCAUCUCUACUACAACGAAAGACACAUUAUAGUUCGUUUCGAACCUUUAUUGCGCAAAUCAGGCGCAUUAGGGCGACAGUAAACACUGUUAUAAAGUUCUAUCGUUGUAUACUAGUAACAAUGGAGGUUGCUAUAACGCCUGACUAUAACAGCUAUAUAAUGUUGUGAAGUAAACCUUUACAUCAAUUCUUAAUAGGUCGUUUUUGCUGUAUAAACUUAUAAAGCCAAAAUGUGUUGUCAAACGCUUUUACACAACAAUCAGUCACCACCGAAUCCUUUAUACAUCGUUCACUCAGCUUUUUUGAGAUAUAAGGUUUGGUUAUAGGGCAAAAUUGUUGGUUGGGGUGCUAACCUUUGGUUGGUUCAACUCUUUAAAAAACAAUAUUAAUAUUUCACGCGUCUACAUUAGUUGACUAGUCCUAGUUAAGUACAUCGUAAACCAAUAACAAUGUUUUGUCAAUAUAAUUACACAUUCAAUUGUACUUCCUAAGGAAAUGACAGUUUUUCAACAAAUUUCAAUGUUAUCCAAACGUUUUGAGUAGUGUUCUUCCUACGUUCGAUAAAGAAAUCCGGUAAAGUUAUUGCCAAAACAACUUAAAACGCGGUAAACCCAAAAGUAGAAAACAUUGGUGACACCGCUAUGAUUCGUCGAUACGGAAAAGGCAUUUCCUUCGUUUUACUAAAUCUUAUAUUAUCAGGAAGACCGAUUUGGUGCAUCUCAAAUGGGGCCCAGUUCCUUGAAGAAUAUGGCAAUACUACUCAAUCGUAUGAUUCCUUCGAAAGUCACAACAGUGAUGAAACGUUCACAAUCAAUACUGUGGGCUGUGUCAUUCCGGCGGUUGGCAUGCAAAGUUUACCCAUAAGAAAAUACAUGUAUGCACCAACAUUUCGUGGUAGACCAUGUAAAAACCAUAAUUAUCGUUUGUUGGAAAGUAAUCAAACACACAUAUGGAUAGCAAAAAAAAAAUUUGAAUACUAUAAUAUAACACACGAUUCAGUUUUUGAUUGUUGCUACGAGUCCUUCCAUCGCCCCAGAACCGCAAGAAAUAUAUCUUCCGCACAGGUUGACAGCCGAGUUCAAUAUCUUAGAUGCAUUAUGUUUCAUGACAUCAUAGAAGUGAGCAAUGAAUUCGUAAAAGUUAGUUGUGUUCAUAACAAUAAAGAAAUAUAUGAGCAAUACUUUACUUUUACACCGAAAAAAGAGUUUACAUUGAAUAGGAAACUGCCAUUCAAGACUGCAAAUGAAACAAUGUAUAACAUUAUAAUAAUGGGAAUUGGAUCCGUAUCUAGGCAGAACUUUUACCGCACAAUGCCGAAUACUUUGCAAUUGUUGAAAAAACUUAACGCAAUUGAAUUAAAAGGCUACAACACAGUAGCAGAUGACACUUUUCGCAACAUGAUACCUGUUCUAGUCGGCAUGAAUAACUCGGAGCUUAAAACAACUUGCUGGACAAGCAGGUGGCCUACGCUGGACAGCUGUCCUUUCAUAUGGGAAAGAUUUAAAGAUGUGGGAUAUUACACCGCGCUAGUGGAGGAUACUUCCAGAUUCGGUAUGUUCAAUUAUAGAAAAUCUGGUUUUAGAGGCCGCCCUACCGACUACUACUUACAUCCUUUCAUACAUGAGACUGAAAAUCUAAACAAAUAUAACCAAAACCUAUCCGCUUGUAUGGGAGAUAAAUACUAUUUUGAAGUUCUUCUAAAUUAUGUUCGAAAACUAACUACGACACUGAAAAAUUCUAAGUUAUUUGGCCUUUUUUGGGAAACAUCUAUGUCACACUACAAUUUAGUGGAUCCCAUUAUAAUGGAUGCAGCUUAUGUUAAAUUAAUAAAAGAAAAGGAAAAGGAUGGAUAUUUAAAUGACACAAUAUUGAUCAUUCUAAGUGAUCAUGGUUUGGAUAUUGGAGGUAUACGUUUCACAAAACAAGGUCAGAUAGAGCAGAGGCUUCCUUUCGUCUUUAUAGUGGUGCCACCUUCAUUUCGAAAACAGUAUAGAUUUGCAUAUCAUAAUUUAAAAGUUAAUAAAGGACGCCUAACAACUGCGUUUGAUAUACAUAAAACGUUAAUAGAUCUUAUUGAGAUGGAAGCUCUAACUGAAAGAGAAAUAUUAAGAAGAAGUACUGAGUACUAUACGCACGACAGAGGUAUCAGCCUGUUUUUAAAGAUUCCUAGAAACAGAACGUGUCAAAUGGCUGGCAUCAGUGACAAAUGGUGCUCCUGCUAUGAUGAUAUAGAGCUGUCACCUAGCAACCCUAUACUUAUAGCUGCAGUUAAAUAUUUGGCUAUUCAAACAAACGAGAUGUUGGAGCCUUAUCCAGAAUGCCUGAAGCUCGUAGUAGACGAUAUUAUCAUAGCGAAGGAGCUGGUGCCGGCGUAUGACAGAAGCGCCGAGUGGCGGGAUUUCAAUGUCAUCGUGCGUAUGGCGCCGGGAGGUGGGAUUUUUGACACAAUGUUACGAUACUACAAUCAGACUUUUACACUUAUAAAUCGCAUGAAACGCCUCAAUUUUCCUGGAUUCCGAAGCUUAUGUAUUGAAGAUCCCAAUUUAAGAUUAUUUUGUUUUUGUAGAUAAGUGCACGUGUAAAAAUAAAU